Molecule: messenger RNA, 4306 nt
Organism: Epinephelus lanceolatus (giant grouper)
Lineage: Eukaryota; Metazoa; Chordata; Actinopteri; Perciformes; Serranidae
Gene: foxj1a
Product: forkhead box J1a
Biological process (GO): regulation of transcription by RNA polymerase II
Cellular component (GO): nucleus
Molecular function (GO): RNA polymerase II cis-regulatory region sequence-specific DNA binding; DNA-binding transcription factor activity, RNA polymerase II-specific
Source: RefSeq, a predicted model, not a curated record
AAGACCUGCACAGAGGAGAAGAAGCGCCCAACAUAGCGCCAAAUAGCAUCCACAGGAAUUCCUCUUUUUCUUUCUCUCACUUACAAGUUGACAACAGGUGCACUCAAAGCAGGCUGAGGCUGAACAUUCAAUACGUGCUGCACGUUUGGGAUUUAAAAGGUCUCUGCUCAACGUAACAGUAGACAGAAGGCGGUGGCAGGGGGAGGAGGAGAAGGAGCUGGGUGACAGAGAGGUGUUGGAAAGAGCCAUGCUGUCUCUGAGCUGUGCGGACCCCUGGCCUGAGGGCUCAGUGGGGCUUGAGGAGGAGGUGGUGACCGCCGCUGCCCAGGCGGAGGAGCGGGACAGCGUCCACAACAACAGCAGCUGCAUCUCCGUUAACCUGGAUGACAGUCUGACCAGCCUGCAGUGGCUUCAGGAGUUCUCCAUCCUCGGUGCCAACGUGCCACAGCAGGCCCACCACCAGCCGCACCUGUUCGGCCACCAGCCGCUGGGCACCGACGCUCCAGCCUCCCCUCUGGCCGGGGACCCCGCCUCCAUCGGCAUGCCCCUGACCCCGGGGAAGCCCACAGCGGCGGCCUACUGCAGGAUGCAGACACUUCCCGGCAUCGUGGCUCACGGUCACUGUCCAGAUGAGGUGGACUACAAGACCAACGCGCACAUCAAGCCACCCUACUCGUACGCGACGCUCAUCUGCAUGGCCAUGCAGGCCAGCAAGAAGACCAAGAUCACUCUGUCGUGCAUCUACAAGUGGAUCACCGACAACUUCUGCUACUACCGACAUGCUGAUCCCACCUGGCAGAAUUCCAUCCGACAUAACCUGUCACUCAACAAAUGCUUCAUCAAGGUACCACGGCAGAAAGACGAGCCAGGGAAGGGUGGUUUCUGGAAGAUUGAUCCACAGUACGCUGAGCGUCUCCUGAGUGGCGCUUACAAGAAAAGACGAAUGCCACCAGUCCAGAUCAACCCAGCUCUGCAGAACCGACUCAGGGUCAACCUCCAGCCCCAGUCCAGGGGACCCUGCACCCCCACAGGAGGGGGUCAUGGCCUGUGCAUCAACCCAGAGUCCCAGCGGCUCCUCCAGGAGUUUGAAGAGGCAACCGGCGCCGAUCAGAACUGGGACCCCCAUCUGGCUGAAGGGACCAUGCUAGGUUCCUGGCCAGUGGUGAAGGGAAAAGGUGGGCACAAGAGGAAACUGGGCUCCAGAAAUGGCACCAUCAAAGUUCCCCGGCGCUCCAGCUCCCCAUUGCUCUCUGCAGACGAACAGAAGGAGAUUGGACCUCUGAAGGGGGACUUUGACUGGGACGCCCUGCUGGACUCGGCCCUCAGCGGGGAGCUCAGUUUGGAAGGAGGAGAAUCUUUGAGCCCCAUCAUGAAAGAGGAGGACCUAACAGUGCAGGGGACCCACAUCUCUCCUGUUGAAGCUCCCCCAGGGACAGCGGGCAUCCAUGUGUUGGUGGAGACCCAAAGGAAUAAUGACGUGUCAGACUUUGAUGAGGAGACCUUCCUUGCCACCGCCUUCCUUGAAAGCCCCUGGCCAGAAGAGGAGGAACAAGGCCGCAAUGAUUUCCUCUGUAGCUCCUCCGUCAACCUGGACCAGCUGUUUGACCUCGGGGACUCAUUAGGUGGAGACCCAAGCACCCGAAUUGAUACCCUCCUUUGAGGAGUGGUUGGUCCUCUCUAACACUAAAAACUCACUGAGGAAUAACAGACUUUUUUUUUACAUUCAAGCAACUCUUAUUGUCUUUUUGAGAUGUUUAAAGUGUUUUUAGAACAACAUUUUGAUACCUGUUCAUGCAGGAAAUACAUUCCCAAUGCCUACUGAACAAAGGUGCCACUAUGUACAGCAGCAGUUCACAUCAUCAUGGGGAAAACAAAACUAUGUUGAAUUACUCUCAGUAAACCAUGAAAUGACUGGAGACAAACACAAACUAACUUUCAGUUUUGGAGCCUGGUCACAGCAGAAAGUGGCUGAACAAAAUGAAUCUUCACAAAACAAUUUGUUAUAUAACUUGGUGAUGUAGUGAGUAAACUGUCAAUUAGCAACAUGGAUGUUUUAAAGGAGCUGGAUAAAGCGCUGCCACUUUGCUGCGCAGUUUGUCCCAGUGGCUAACUGCAGUACUACAAUGAAAAAAUCCCCUGCGGCCCAAAUAGCAUCUUCCCCAUAGACCACUGUGAUAAAAGAGACAUCUGUAAAUCUGUUGACAGGACAGCUUGAACUCUAGACAAGGUUGAUCAUUAUUUUUUGUCUAAUGAAAUAUAAAUACUCCAUUCCAAUUACCUUGUAAGUUGAAGGUCGGAGCUGGAAGCGACCCAAGUUGACCGCGGUCCAGUACAACAAUUCAGAAAACCAAGAUGUUGUCAGCAUUAUGCUGUAUUUUGCGCAUACAAACACCAUGUAAACAUUUCCACAGAUAGAAUUUGGACAGCACUGUCCGUACGACUGAUUUAAUGUUACAGUAUGUUACUACAGUUUUCACCACUGUUGAUGCACAGUGCAACCAUAUUGGAUUUUGAGGUCAAGGUUGGUGAGGUUUCUUCGACUUUUUGAAUCAGAAAUCUGACUUCAGGGGUGUUACAUUGGAAAUUUCCAGCUGAGCCCACAGGAAUUCUGACUUCCCAGUUGGAAGGCACAAUAAUUAAUAAAGAUUUAAUAUUUGUAAAACGUUACCUGAGCUUAGAAAAGUAAGGCACGUUAUUAAAAUGCUCCAGCAGGAGUAACACUAUCAAGCAUGUGCAGUGGACCACACUUUUUGGCUUAUGAACACUACAAAACAAUUUUGAUUACACUCAAUUAGUGCCUUCUUGGACUCUGGUAUCCAGUUAUUGUAAUACGUCCAUGGUUAGCAAGCUUGUUAUCAAUGCUUUAUUAAAAAGCUGUAUAAGUAUCAUGUCCUCUUGUCUGCCAACUGUGUGUAAACCAGUUUAUAAUCUGACAGAGGAGCAUCAAUAAAACUGGAUGGUGACAAACAGCUAAUAAGCUAUAAUAGCUUCAUCCAUUUUGGCUCUCUGUCCCCUCAAAGGUCUACUCUGUCAGGAUAUUCUGCCAUUGGUUAAUGAUGCAAAUUUAACAAAAAUUGAACUUGAUCAAAAACAUUAUCAUAGGAGUACUUGGCCAAUGCAAACUAAUCCAUUUGAAUAAAUGGAUUUCAUCUCAAACUUUAUGUAAUUUUAAAUGUGGGUGUGAACAGGCCUUUAGGAUAACACAUCAUGGUCUCUGUUUACAUCAUAAAAAGGUGUGUAAAAAAAAAAAAGUGAUUCACAGUUUUUAAAGAGGAAGAAAUAAGCAAAUUGUACCAGCAGGUGGAAGACAGAUGCUUUGAUUGACAGAAAAGUCAUGUCUUGCUGAGAAUUGUUUUAAUAUGUAAAUACUGUGACAGCAGCACUACGAUGAUGAAUAAUGACAUAUUUGCCAAAUGAUGUUUGGUGUAGGGGUGAUUUAUUGUAUUAGGUUUUUGUGUGGGGUUUUUGGUACUAACUAUUGUCUGUAUGCAUUUUUCAAAAAUAAUUAGGACCAGUUUAACUAGAUUAAUAAUAAUUAUAUAGGACUAAUUUGUUCUUUGUAGAAGCAUUUAGUAACCACUUUCUUUGAUCCUGAGGCUGCAGUGGAGGACACAUCUGGGCGUCAUGGCAUAAAAGUUGAAACAGCUUGAGGCUGAAUUUUCCAACAAAGACUAUUAAGACCUUAAAAUGCUCACUUUAGAAAAAGGCCAUGGUGCCUUGUAAAUGAAUACCUGACCUUCUAUGUGACAAGAACAACACUUGGGACUCGACAGGGUGGCAGUGUUUUUUUAUUAUGGAGAAUAAAUGUCCUUUUCUUGUAGUGUUGUAUGUGAGGAGAUGCAGCGACUUAGAGCUGUCAGUACAUGAAGAAAAGAUGUAAUAUGUGACACUGGAUAACUAAACCAAACCACUCUGUAUGGAUUCAAGUAGUGUUAACUUUAAAGAUACACCUAUUGUUCCUAGUUUCCUCUAAAAUGUGUGAAAGUGCAAUCAAUGUACAGUGAUACUUGUUUUAUUUUACAUGCAGUUGUUGGAGUCUAUUGAUGCAGUUUACUUUAGAGACACCAGUUUCACUAGUUUGUGUAUUAUGAGGUGUGAAUGCACUCUGAUAGAAAAAAGGACUCUUAAACACAAAGCAACAGUAAAAUGUUUGUGUCAGCUCUUCUCGAUCAAAUAACACUUUUGAAGUAUAGUAAUGGCGUCUUACCUCAUGAUUGGUUCUGUUAAGUCAGAAACUCUGUAUGCAUUCUUUUAGUUUCCUGUUUUUGUCUUAUUUUCCAUUUUUCUUUGACAAUAAAAAAAAUAA